Molecule: messenger RNA, 1564 nt
Organism: Lottia gigantea (owl limpet)
Lineage: Eukaryota; Metazoa; Mollusca; Gastropoda; Lottiidae
Exons: 10
Coding region: 96-1181 (361 amino acids)
Biological process (GO): maturation of SSU-rRNA from tricistronic rRNA transcript (SSU-rRNA, 5.8S rRNA, LSU-rRNA)
Cellular component (GO): nucleolus; 90S preribosome
Source: RefSeq, a predicted model, not a curated record
GUGUGUUUUGUCUUGAAUUUAAGUAUUGUGACUGGCAUGUAAUGUUACAGUGAAUUAAGAAAUUUUUUUGAAUUGAUUCUGUUAAAUCUAUUGAAAUGGAGCCUUGUUCUGAUAGUGAAGAUGAGGACUUGAUCAAAUUUCAACAAAAAUUUAAAACACAAACUAAAAAUAUAAAGAAACAGAACGAAGAAAGUGAAAAUGAUAGUGAUUAUUCUGAUGAUUUAGGAAAAGAUUUGAAAAAAUCUUUGAAGGGUAUAAAACAUAAACGGUUUGAUAAACAUGGAAACUUGGUAAGUGAUGAUGAUGAUGAUGAUGGGGGCAUGGCUAGUGAAGAUCAAGAAGAAUCAGAUAUAGGCGAUGAGUCAGAAGAAGAGGACGAUCAAGAGGGUUCUGAUGAAGAUUUUAGCGAAGAAGAAGACAGCCAAGUAGUCGAAGAAGAGUAUAACAAAUUGAAGAGGACAGUUUUAGAAAGUUCUGAUGAAGAACACAUUGAAGAUGAAGAAGAAUCAAAUGAGGUUGACCCUUAUGCCACAGUUAGAAAAGAAUUAAUUGAUAUGUCUUUUGAAGAUCGUCAGAAAUUGAAAAACAAACUGGGUUCCAAAAUAUAUAACAAAAUAGUUAACAGUGGUAAACAGAAACAAACAACAAUACAAACAGCUUCAGAAGUUGACAAGGAACAUAAAAACAGACCCAAAGAAAUGUCGUCCAAGAAACGGGUACCAAUUUUCAGGAAAGUUAUUGAAGUGAAAAGAAAGUUAAACAGAGAUCCCAGAUUUGAUGAUUUGUCAGGGACAUUUGAUGAGAAACAAUUCAAACAUUCUUAUGCUUUUCUUGAAGAAAUGAAACAAAAAGAGAAAAAGCAAAUUGUAAGAGCAAUGAAAAAAGAAAAAGAUAAAUCAAGAAAAUCUGAAUUAAAGUCUUUAGCCAAUAGAUAUAAACAAUUAGAGGACUCGAGUAAACGGAAAGAAAAGACGAAUAGUUUAUUGAACCAAUGGAAGACAAGAGAAAGGGAAUUGGUACGAGAUGGGAAGAAACCUUACUUCUUAAAGCAAUCUGAUGUAAAGAAACUAGAAUUAGCAGACAAAUACAAGGAAUUAAAAGAAAAGGGAGGGCUUGAAAAAUAUCUCGCUAAACGACGGAAGAAAAAUGCAUCAAGGGAAAAGAAAAAACUUCAUAUGUGAUUUUCUCAGCUUGUGACGAACUUUUUUAUACACUCAAAUCAUAUCUUUUGAUAUGGACAAUGAUUAAAAUAAGAAAUAGCAAUGUUAUAAGCUGUGAAGUCUUUAAAGAGAAUGCUGAGAUGAAUCCAAGCUGCAAAAGGGUUGAUAUCAGAUGGCAAGAAAAUAUCUUUCUAUUUUUAUAGACAUGGACCAUCAAUUCAGUUUAUUUGUGAAAGAAAUAUGUGGGAAAAUUGGCAGCUGUUUGACUUGAUAUAGCUAUUCAUGUUUGAACUUGGGAAACAUUUGUCUUGCAUUUACAGUUAGAUAUUAAAACAUUGCAUAAAUCCGUUUAGUUACCAUCAUGGCUGUACAACUCUUAUCAAAAAUAAAACAGUUAAAACAAA